Molecule: messenger RNA, 861 nt
Organism: Perkinsus marinus ATCC 50983
Lineage: Eukaryota; Perkinsozoa; Perkinsida; Perkinsidae
Exons: 1
Coding region: 1-861 (286 amino acids)
Source: RefSeq, a predicted model, not a curated record
AUGCUCUUACUAUUGGUCAUUGCAAUCGGAUUCGAAGUAGAAUUCAAGAAGGUAUUUUAUCUCUCCAGGGAUAUUCGUACUCUCGGUUUUGGGCUAGAUCUUAAGCAUGAUUUCGGUCCGGCUCGGAUCAGCAUUCCAGUUGAAAAGAGAGAGAAGUAUAGAAUCUCCGGCUUUCUUGAAUCGGACAUAGUAGAGACUAGAGAUUUGAAGAAGUUGCUCGGGAAGCUAUCUUGGUGUGCUCAAUUGAUUCGCCAUUGGCGUCCCAAGCUCGGUGCCUUAUAUGCAUUGACCGCUGCCGCUGACCGCCCCAAACGAGGGAAACCUCUGAGACAUGUUCGCCUUUCCGCAUCUGUUCGAGAAUCUCUCCAGUCGAUAUGGGAGGCUCUGGCCGAGCCAUGUUCCGUACCCCUUUUUGGUCUGAAGGAGGAGGUUUGGUAUUUGGUAUCGGAUGCUUGCACGUAUGGCUUUGGAGGAUUCUUCACUGAUGGCACUGACUAUUAUUGGUAUAACAUCAACUCUUGUGACGAGCCUCUGCUGUGGGAGGAAAUUCUCAAGGCACAUCUCGAUGCCGAAGCACCCGCUUAUGCCGGUUUGGAGGAGCCUGAGAUCUGUUAUCUGGAGCUAUGUGCAGCUGUUUUGGGUUUGAUAGGGAUAGAGAAGACGCUCAGUGUUCGACUCAAGGACUCGCAUAUUUCAGUUUCGAUUUUCUGCGAUAACACAGCAGCGGUUUCGGCUCUUGCUUCUUGGUCCCCGAAGUCACAAGCUUUGAGAACGCCUUUGAGUUGGGUUCCCCACUGGUCUUCACGUGUACGCUCUCAACACGUGCCUGGACGUUUCAAUAGCCCUUGCAGACUUCAUUAG